This is a messenger RNA of Cokeromyces recurvatus, 1837 nucleotides long. Its product is annotated as WD40-repeat-containing domain protein. The transcript is spliced from 2 exons. The record is from RefSeq and is a predicted model, not a curated record. Gene Ontology annotation, molecular function: protein binding. NCBI's taxonomy places the organism in Eukaryota, Fungi, Mucoromycota, Mucoromycetes, Mucorales, Mucoraceae. Bases 20 to 1714 code for a protein of 564 amino acids.
UUUUUUUUUUUAUUCUACAAUGAAGAAUUUUUCAUGUGAAUGUAAUCAGCAAGAUAAUAAUAGACUGUUUCCGACAGAAUUGUUAUUAUGUAUAUUUAGCUACUUGGAUGGUAUCACCUUGAAUUCUUGUAAACAAGUAUGUCGACAUUGGCUUCGAGUUAUUUUACAUUACGAUGAUGUCAUAUGGCCUAAUGUUUGUCACCGAGAUUUUGAAAAAUUCAACACUCGACGAUUUUGGUCUCUACAGUUUCCAAUACCUUCUUCUAAUAAAGGGAUAUGUAACAAAAAUCAACGAAGCUGGCAAGAUAUGUAUAGGAUUACGAAGAAUUGGUAUAAUGGCUAUGCUAAAGGAUUCUAUCCUUCUGUUGUAACCAAUAGUAGUAGUAGCAUAAAUAAUAAAUUAGUCUCUUGUUGUACAGUUAUUGGUACACCACAAGAACAAGGUAUGUUUACAAACUUAACCGUUUCUCCUCAUGCUCAAAUAAUACGAUCAAAUCCAAAUUAUCAUCAUCCUAUGACUGGAUCUCAAAGUCUUAUAAUUCAAUCUCCGAGAACAAAAGAGAGAUUCUUUUUUGAGGCUACUACUACUACUAGUAUACCUAAUAAUUGGACAGAAGCGAUAAACGUACAUUCGAUUGUUUGUCAUUACACUCAUCCUUCUUCAAAAUGGUUAGCUACAGGAGGGCUCGAUGGUACAGUUGCUAUCUGGGAUUUAUCAACUAAAUCCUUAGUAAGAAUAUGGCAUGGUCAUCGUGGACGUACAUUAUGCAUUAGUAUGAAUAAUGAUGUUGUCGUAAGUGGCGGAUCAGAUAAUGUUAUUUGUGUAUGGGAUUUAGAUAAAUGCAAUGACGACAACUGUACAGAAUGGACAACUCAUCAUCGACCCACACGACGAGGCAUGAUUAAUAUUUCAUCCUAUUUGUCUGGAAGAAAUGAUUGGUAUCAGGGUGUAGGGGAAAUUGAAGUGAAUGAUCAUCUAAUAGCUUGUGCUCCUGAUGCAUCUGGACCGAUACUUAUAUUUUCAUUAUUGACUGGAUCACUUGUCUAUGAAUUACAGGAAGAAACAUUACAACAGCAGCAAGAUAGUGAAUGGAUUACAGAGGACAUCUCAGCUUUUACUCGACCCUGUCUUACUCCCUUUUUCCUGCUUGCAAAGGGUAAAGUCGCUAACAACAAAAUAAAUGCAGUUAAAUUAGUGCCAUCCGAUCAAAAUAUAGUGCUUCAACGUAAUCAUCAUAGUAAUAACCAAAGAAAAUCAGCAAUGGGUUAUAUAGCAAAACUGGAUGAUAACAAAAUAAAGGAGAUACCAGCAGUUGCACACAUGACACCCUAUCAGUUAUACCAAUAUUAUAAAUCUAUCAACACAGUUGAAGAAGAUAACCACCAUCAUCUAAUCAUGACGAUACCUCAAACAAGUGCUUGCAUUAAUGUGUGGGAUUUACAAACGGGGAAGAUUGCUUAUAAACUUCUUCCUACUCUAGAGAAUCCAUACCAAAACUAUACAAUUACAGAUAUAAGAUUAACCCCUGACUUUUCAAAAGUAUUUGCUUCUAUUGAAGUUCGUGCACAGAAUCAUUAUGAAGAAAGACUCUAUUGUUGGGAUUUUGAUUUAAAGAACUCAACAGAUUAUCAUCAAGACUUUGACAUUGUAGAAUUAGAUAAUGUAGACUCUAAUUUAAGGAAAACUGGCAAAUCUUGGGUUUGCUUUAUGUAAUUAUUGCUUUCUAUAUACAAUUAUGUAGGUUUCUUACAGCACCCAUCUGAGGAUUUUUAUUUAAAGAAAAAAAAAAAAAAGAAAUACUCCCUACUUAGUCUGAUUCUAGCAUCCAAUGUCGUG